AAAAAGAAAAAUAAAGUGAUUUAGUAUUGGAUUCUGUCUAUUGAAGUAGAUUAAAUUAAGUAAUUACAAAUUUAAAAAUAACAUUUACAAAUCACUCAAAUUUUGUAAAGUAUCGAGUUUGCCUAACACUUACACUACUCGUUUUCCUUUGCCAUUAUAAAUUAUUUAGUACUACAGUGUUCCAAUUCAAUACAACAGAUUUUAUUUUAUUUUUUCCUUUUCUAUUCAAUUUCUUCUUCUAAUUUCCUUUAUGAAUUAGUUAAAUAUUCUUCCCAUAAUCUUAAUAUUUGUAUUGCUAGUCAAAAAUCCAGAUAACCAUUUCCUACACGCAUUUGAUUUGAAUUUGACAAAUCCAAAUCUUUUACGGUCUUCCAACGGGACCCAUCGAUGUCAUCAUAUCCAAAGAUCACGAUCUCUUCAAACUCAGACCAGCCAAUCAGAACCGUCCAUACCAACACUCUAUUCGCCCGAACAAUCCUCACUCGCCUCCGCCACCACGCUCGCCACGCGCUCUCCAACCGUCGUCUCUGGACCGAGUUCGUCGACCGGACUGCCUUCUCCAGACCGGCAACCUUCUCCGACGCCGCCUCGCGAGUACGGAAAAACAUAACUUACUUUCGGGUCAAUUACGUAACCCUAAUCGCAGCUGUACUCGCCUACUUCCUCAUCUCCCACCCCUUUUCACUCCUCGCCCUUAUCUUCCUCAUCGGAGCAUGGCUCUUCCUCUACGUUCUCCGGCCGUCGGAUCAACCCCUGGAGAUCUACGGUAGAACUUACUCCGACGCCCAAACCCUAACCGGUCUGGUUUUGACCACGCUGGUGGCGAUCUUGAUCACGAGCGUGGUGUCGCUACUCGUAUCGGCGGUGAUCGUUGGGGUGACGAUCGUGUGCGCUCACGGUGCAUUUCGGGAUCCCGAGGACCUCUUCGUGGAUGAUCAGGAACUGGUGGGCUUCUUCUCCGUCAUCAAUGGCGGAGCCACCUCUUGUGGAUCUGCGGCGGCUGUGGGUCCCAUGUCUGUGGUUUGAGAUUUUUUUAAAUUUUAUUUUGUAAGAAUAUUUUUCUGACGAAUGAAUGGAAUAAAAUAUAAUAAUGGAGAUUUUGUUACCAAAUGGAAUGAAGUAUUUGUUUUUAGCAUGUA
Messenger RNA from Cannabis sativa, 1139 nucleotides. RefSeq names its product PRA1 family protein B3. Gene Ontology annotation, biological process: vesicle-mediated transport. The transcript has a single exon. The coding region runs from base 388 to 1026 and encodes 212 amino acids. Gene Ontology annotation, cellular component: Golgi apparatus; endoplasmic reticulum. NCBI's taxonomy places the organism in Eukaryota, Viridiplantae, Streptophyta, Magnoliopsida, Rosales, Cannabaceae. The record is from RefSeq and is a predicted model, not a curated record.